AUGAAGGCCUCGGUGGUUGUCGCGUUGGCCAGCCUUGCCUCUGCUCACUAUGUAUUUCCAUCCGUCACUUACAAUGGCAAGACCACACAAGAUUGGGAAGUCGUCCGCAAGACGACGAAUUACCAGUCCAACGGACCGGUCACGGACGUGACCUCCCAGCAGAUGACAUGCUACCAGCUAGCCCCAGGUAACGAGGGUGCCACGGUGCUGGAUGUGACUGCAGGAUCCACGAUUGGCUACAACGCCAAGGCGUCCGUCUCCCAUCCCGGACCAGUCAAUUUCUACAUGGCCAAGGCGCCUUCUGGUUCCAUCACAAACUUCGAUGGCUCCGGAAAAGUGUGGUUCAAGGUCUACAACGACGGCCCGACAGUCACCUCUAACGGACUGACCUGGCCCACUUCAGGCAAGCACCUUCAUCUCUUGUUGUGCCUCUCUCGCGCGUGCCUCGCAGAUGGCGAGUACUUCCUCCGCGUCGAACACAUUGCUCUUCACAGCGCUGGUAGCGUCGGCGGCGCUCAAUUGUACAUCUCGUGCGCCCAGCUCCGUGUCAGCGGCGGCACAGGCACGUACAAGCCUAACUUGAUGUCGUUCCCUGGCGCAUAUAGCCCCAACGACCCGGGUCUCGUCGUGAACAUCUAUUACCCCGUUCCCCAAAACUACAAAACCCCGGGAGGCGAUCCACUGGUGUGUUAG
Messenger RNA from Colletotrichum aenigma, 693 nucleotides. RefSeq names its product Endo-beta-1,4-glucanase D (gene eglD-16). The record is from RefSeq and is a predicted model, not a curated record. The coding region runs from base 1 to 693 and encodes 230 amino acids. Lineage: Eukaryota; Fungi; Ascomycota; Sordariomycetes; Glomerellales; Glomerellaceae. The transcript is spliced from 4 exons.